ACUUCAGUCAUCAAGAAUGAACGCAGCACAUUCGAAAUGAAUCAUUCACCUUAUAAACAUGCAUGAGGCCCCCUGUGGCCCGGAACCUUCUGAGAGGGGUGGGGGUCAUCCUACAGGAUAAAUAGAGCGCACCUUGAAGAGCACCACACUCGGCGGAUGACAUCACCGGAAACACCGGAAAACUUGUACCGACGCAGACACCCAACCGAUCGAGAUGCCUCCUCAGCUCCAGUCUUCAAAGCAGGCCGGCCCUCGGGUGCUACAAGGCGAACUGAACAGCCUUAGUCCAGCCAUCAGGGACUUUGUGGAGGCCAAUGUCGCGCUCUGUCAGCCGGACGCCCUUCACAUCUGUGACGGCUCGGAGGAGGAGAACCGGACACUCCUGGCCCAGUUGGAGGAGCAGGGCUUGAUUAAGAAAUUGCCCAAGUACAACAACUGUUGGCUGGCCAGGACAGACCCUCAGGACGUAGCCCGGGUAGAGAGCCGGACGGUGAUCGUGACCCGCGACCGCCGCGACACAAUACCCACCCCUCUGGACGGCAGCGUCAGCCAGUUGGGCCGCUGGAUGUCACCCGAGGAAUUGGACAAAGCAGUCUCUCAGCGCUUCCCGGGGUGCAUGAAGGGUCGCACCAUGUACGUGAUUCCAUUCAGCAUGGGACCGGUGGGAUCGCCGCUCUCCAAAGUCGGUGUGGAGCUGACAGACUCUGCCUACGUGGUGGUCAGCAUGAGGGUGAUGACCCGAAUGGGGAAGGCAGUUUUGGCCUCCCAUGGUACCGGUGACUUCGUACGCUGUCUGCACUCUGUCGGCUGCCCGCUGCCACUUAAAAAACCUCUGGUGAACAACUGGCCUUGUAACCCUGAGCAGACCCUGAUUGCCCACGUCCCAGAAAACCGGCAAAUCAUAUCUUUCGGUAGUGGUUACGGCGGUAACUCCCUGCUCGGCAAGAAAUGCUUUGCCUUGCGCAUCGCUUCACGUCUCGCUAAGGAAGAAGGCUGGCUAGCAGAGCACAUGCUGAUCUUGGGCGUCACCAACCCCACAGGCCAGAAGAAAUACAUGGUGGCGGCAUUUCCCAGCGCCUGUGGGAAGACCAACCUGGCCAUGCUGUGUCCUACACUUCCUGGCUGGAAGGUGGAGUGCGUAGGAGACGACAUCGCCUGGAUGAAGUUUGACCAAGAAGGUCACCUGCGAGCCAUCAACCCAGAGAACGGCUUCUUUGGAGUCGCACCUGGCACAUCCGCCAAGACCAACCCUAAUGCCAUGGCCACCAUCACCGAGAACACCCUCUUUACCAAUGUGGCAGAGACCAGCGACGGCGGUGUGCACUGGGAGGGCAUGGACGAAAUUCUGCCUGAGGAUGUCACCAUUACUUCAUGGAAAAACCAACCUUGGAGCCAGAAAGAUGGAGAACCUUGCGCACACCCCAACUCCCGUUUCUGCACUCCGGCAAAUCAGUGUCCCAUCAUUGAUCCUCUGUGGGAAUCCCCUGAAGGGGUUCCUAUUGAGGCCAUCAUCUUCGGGGGGCGUCGACCUGAAGGUGUCCCGCUGGUUUAUGAGGCGUUCAGCUGGCAGCAUGGCGUCUUUGUAGGAGCAGCCAUGCGUUCGGAGGCCACCGCUGCAGCAGAACACAAAGGCAAGGAGAUCAUGCACGACCCCUUUGCCAUGCGGCCCUUCUUCGGCUACAACUUUGGACAGUACCUGUCGCACUGGCUGAGCAUGGCAGAGCGUUCCGGUGCCAAGUUGCCGAAGAUCUUCCACGUCAACUGGUUUCGCAAGAGCCCCUCAUCCGGGUUCCUGUGGCCCGGUUUCGGCGAAAAUAUCCGCGUACUUGAUUGGAUGUUCCGGCGGCUGAACGGGCAGGCCGGAGCCAUGCCCUCCGCUAUAGGCUACCUGCCGCGUCUAGAGUCCUUCAACCUGGAGGGCCUGAGGGAGCCCGUGGACCUGGAACAGCUCUUCGCUCUGGACCGGGACUUCUGGCAGAAAGAGGUGGAAGACGUCGGGAAGUAUUUCGCCACGCAGGUGAAUGAGGACCUUCCGGAAGAGGUGGCAAGGCAGCUGGAGCUUCUUAAGCACAGGGUCAACCAGAUAUAGGGCUGCCACUGAUGAUGAUAUAUAGUAUGUCCAAUUAUGCGGCUCUUAAAAAGGACAUCAAAACUCUCCAAAUGAGUUUAUCACUAGUAGACGUCCAAUCCAUUUGAAGUUGAAGGGUGGCAGCGAAUGAUUUCAAGAUUUGAGAUUGCGCUUGAAGAAUAGAAUAUUAAUGAAUUUGUGAACCGCAAAUAGUCAGGGCUUCACUGUAUUCCCCAACAGAGUAAUUAGCAUUGAUUGCUGUUGUUAGUCGCCCUGUCGACAUUUCUUCUUCACUUAUAUUUAACUUAAAAGUUAUACUUAACUUUUAUUUGAUGACUUAAUUUAUUUUUAUAUAGAUUAUAUGCAUUUUGUCGACAUUUGCUGGUAAUCUG
Corythoichthys intestinalis (scribbled pipefish) is the source of this 2460-nucleotide messenger RNA. It is a transcript of the gene pck1, whose product is annotated as phosphoenolpyruvate carboxykinase 1 (soluble). The transcript has 9 exons. Gene Ontology annotation, cellular component: cytosol. Gene Ontology annotation, biological process: cellular response to dexamethasone stimulus; hepatocyte differentiation; cellular response to insulin stimulus. Gene Ontology annotation, molecular function: manganese ion binding; GTP binding; phosphoenolpyruvate carboxykinase (GTP) activity. The record is from RefSeq and is a predicted model, not a curated record. Lineage: Eukaryota; Metazoa; Chordata; Actinopteri; Syngnathiformes; Syngnathidae. The coding region runs from base 215 to 2089 and encodes 624 amino acids.